Molecule: messenger RNA, 4814 nt
Organism: Betta splendens (Siamese fighting fish)
Lineage: Eukaryota; Metazoa; Chordata; Actinopteri; Anabantiformes; Osphronemidae
Product: RCC1 and BTB domain-containing protein 1-like
Exons: 12
Coding region: 277-1872 (531 amino acids)
Molecular function (GO): protein binding
Source: RefSeq, a predicted model, not a curated record
UUUUUUCUACACACUUCCGCAAAUAAACGCCGCAGCAGGCGAGUGAGUGGGAGUUGCAGGUCCAGCUGCGGCUGAAACGCGGACGCCGACCCGCAGCCGACCAUGCGUCAUGGUGAAGCCGUCAACCAGAACCGCUGCCGACACCACGGACGAACCUAUCUACCAGUGACUGCAGCACUGGCAGCCUUGCCUGUCCAAACUCUCCCCCUGUCCCUUGUCCUGGCUUUGGACUGAGGUUUCAUUGCUCAGUCCCAGCAUCCUCACCACAGUCUCAUCAUGGUGGAUGUAACCAAAUGGCCUUUGUUCAGCCUGAUGGGGCCCCAGGAGCUCUCUGCAAUACGUAAGGCAUGCGUGUUUGGAACAUCAGCUAAUGAGGCCAUCUACAUCACCAGUGAUGAUGAGGUUUACGUGUUUGGGCUGAACUGCAGUAACUGCCUGGGAACAGGAGACAGUCAGAGCACCAUUGUACCUAAGAAACUGGACUUCCUGAGUGGGAGGAAAGUGGUUAGCCUCAGUUAUGGCAGUGGACCCCACAUCCUUCUGGCCACAGAGGACGGAGAGCUAUUUGCCUGGGGCCAUAACGGCUACAGCCAACUGGGAAAUGGGACAACCAACCAAGGAGUAGCUCCAGUGCUCGUGUCUGCCAACCUGCUCAAUAAGAAGGUCAUAGAGGUAGCCUGUGGCUCAUACCACUCUAUGGCGCUGACUGACUCAGGAGAAGUGUAUGCAUGGGGCUAUAACAACUGUGGUCAAGUGGGCUCCGGCUCCACAGCAAACCAGCCCACACCACGUCGCGUGUCCAGCUGCCUGCAGAGCAAGGUGGCUGUGAGCAUUGUUUGUGGUCAGACGUCAUCUCUGGCAGUGGUGGACAAUGGAGAGGUGUACGGUUGGGGCUAUAAUGGGAAUGGACAACUUGGAGUUGGAAAUAAUGGGAACCAGCUCACUCCCUGUCGACUGAUGGCUCUGCAGGGUGUGUGUGUUCAACAGAUUGUGUCAGGCUAUGCCCACUCACUGGCACUGACGGAUGAGGGUUUGCUCUAUGCCUGGGGCGCCAACACAUAUGGACAACUCGGCACCGGCAACAAGAACAACCAGCUGAGCCCAGUCCAGAUCAUGACUGAGAAAGAGAGGAUUGUAGAGGUUGCUGCCUGUCACUCCACGCACACGUCAGUGGCUAAGACCCAGAGCGGUCAGGUGUACAUGUGGGGCCAGUGCCGGGGCCAGUCCAUUGUGUUGCCUCACCUAACGCAUUUUACCUGCACCGAUGAUGUAUUUGCAUGCUUUGCCACACCGUCAGUUAUGUGGAGGCUUCUUUCCAUGGAGUAUGAUGACUUCUUGACUGUGGCUCAGUCUCUAAAGAAGGAGUUUGACAACCCAGAGACAGCUGACCUCAAGUUCUGCGUUGAUGGCAAAUAUAUUUAUGUGCACAAAGCACUUCUCAAAAUCAGGUGUGAACACUUCAGGUCCAUGUUUCAGUCCCACUGGAAUGAAGACGUGAAGGAAGUGAUAGAAAUAGACCAGUUCUCAUACCCAGUCUAUCGCUCCUUCCUGGAGUUCCUCUACACGGACAACGUGGAGUUGCCUCCUGAAGAUGCCAUUGGGCUGCUGGAUCUGGCCACAUCAUACUGCGAGAACCGCCUGAAGCGACUAUGUCAGCACAUUAUCAAGAGGGGAAUCACGGUUGAAAAUGCCUUCUCCCUGUUGUCGGCUGCUGUGCGCUACGAUGCAGAGGAUUUGGAAGAGUUCUGCUUUAAAUUCUGCAUCAAUCACCUGACACAGGUGACCCAGACCACCGCUUUCUGGCAGAUCGAUGGUAACCUGCUCAAAGACUUCAUUUGUCGGGCCAGUCGCUGUGGAGCCUUCAAAAACUGACCUUGGCUCGACGCAAUGAUGGGAAGAAACGUGGAGGAUGCUGUGGCACGCUUCAUGGGACGGCGUGAACCUCCUCGGAUCCAUGUACCUCUACUGACAGGUGGAAGUCUUUAAAUCUCUGUCUGCACCACUGUCAUUCCAAACUAGAAGCAGUGUAACCAUUACAUAAGCUGUGCUUAUAUAACUGAAAAGGCAGAAGCUUUGCAUUGUUUGCCACAGUGCCUGACUGCCUUUUAUUUACACACUGUGUAAAGACCAACACUAUGGAUUGAGUUGUUGUUUAACUUAAGAGAUUCUUGCCAGUUGCCUCAUUUAGCUUUUUCACUUAUAACUGACCAAGUUGCAUCUUUAGUAUUUGCACUUAUGUAGUUUUUCUCUGAAAGACCAUGAUCUGGAUCUGCUGUCAGGCUGAACUGUGAGACUCUUAGCACUUCUAAGCGUUAGCACAGGGUAUGGAUUUUAAAACACUCGCAACAAAACAGGUUCAGGGCUUCUAAGAGUGGACAAAGUCUUUUUAGAUCAGGGCGUAACUGUGAUGCUAAGAGUGAUCUUUUCUUUUUUUUUUCAGGCUGUAUAAUAAACCCAUAGAUGGGUCCUCAGGUUAAAAGUAAGACUUAGAACAGUGAGGUUCAGUCUAAACUUAUACUUUAUUAUUUGUAAAUUCUGUAGGUUGGAAAUUGUCUUUUGUGCAGCUACAUCUUAUUAAAAAUAGCUUCCUUAGUUUGUUUGCUCUUAUUGCACAGAUCAGUUAAGUUUGUGAUAACUGACCGUUAAACCUCCGGAUUUCAGCUAAGACAUGUUUAGAGACAUUAAGAAUUAGGCUGUGAAGCAUCUUGGGGAGAGUGGUGUCAACCUGGUGUUACUUCAUUUUAUAGACAAGGUCAUAUUAUGUAUUUUAGAGUAUUAAAGUUGUUUAGUGCUUAAUUGCUGCAGAGCAUUUUAAACAUUUUCUCAAUUUUGAUUGAUGACUUCGAAAUAAUUAUGUCUAAUAAUUUACUGAUACUGAAUAUUUUUAAAAUCCCAGUUAAUUUUGUAACACAAAUAAACACACAAUGUGACAAAUAGCUUUGACAUUUCUUUGAUCAACAGUUUAGGGAACAAAUUCAUUUCACAAUGUUUUACAGAAAAUGGACAUAAAUUGAUUGAAAACAGAAGGGCGUAAAUGAGAUUAGGAUUCCAUAUAAAACAAGUUAAAUUUCCAAUUUUUUGUGUAAACUGCUUUUUGAAAUGUCUACACCUUCUACUAAAAUUACUGAAUCCUAUGCGGGUUCACACGGGGAUGGAGCCUAUACCAGCAGGCUGAGGCUGAGAGGCAGGAUACACCCUGAACAGGUCGUCACAGACAAACCCACGCAUGCACACAUACAUUCACACCUACUGAAAAGUAGCCAAACAACCUCUCUACACCUACGCCAUUAAAAUCUCUAUACUGCAGUAUUACAUUAUUUACAGUAUUAUGAUUUAUAAAAAACAAGACAAAAAGGUAAAACCUAUGACAGACAAGGUGAUGUUAACAGAAAUCCAUGUUAAGGCUUAAAUUGUCCCUUUAGCGCUGAGACGACAUUGUUCAUAGCUUCUCCUGCCUUUUUCAGCUCAGUCUGUUUCCUUUGCAACUCUGUGAAAACAUGUCUCAUUCAUUUAAUUGUGACAAAAAGUUGGUCAAAUGUACUGCUGUACUUUUUCAGGUCACUAAUGACUGCAGAUUAAAUAUUUUCUGGUCCUAGUAUCUACUAAGCUGUAAACUAAUAAUGAAGGAACAUCAUGUGGUUGAGUGUGUUUACCUUCCCGCUGUUUGUCCACAAGAUGUGCCAGCUUUCCAGAAUCUGCAAUUACCUUUAGUGCAAGAUCAUAAUCUGUGGAAAGCAACAGCUUGAAUAAGACAGAGAUCCAGCAGGAACCCGUGAGUGUUGUGUAUCUUCUCUUACCCUCCUGACUGGCCUGGUCUGACUCAAUCCUCCUGGAGAUUUUAUUCAUCUCAUGAAGGAAAUCCGUAAAGAUGGCCUGUGUACAACCUGCUGAGUUGCAGCUUUUCCAGAAACUGACAGAGUCGAUGCUGGAUGCUAAAGAAUGGACCGGAAGGGAAGGGAUGUCUGUAUUCAAUGUGACUUGGGGAUUCAGGAUACUUGGAGAGGGAGGGGGCUCAGUGGAGGGUCCAACGUGGUGCUGAUCAGGACUUUGGACAAGGUUCUGCUGAGGACUGCUCCCUAAGAAGAGACACAGCUCCAUGUAUGCUCACACUGCAGUAAAAUUUGUUUCAAUACAGAAAGACAGGUCACAGCUGAGAGUAUGACCUGUAGGGAUGUCAGUUAUUUACAACCUCUUCCCUGUUAAAAAGAAAAUGAUUUGUUGAACUAUUUAUCUCCCUUCUACCAUGAACUACACAUAAGCAGUGAACUGCCACUACAGCUGCUGGAUGAAGUUCUGACCAUUGGACGUCAUGUUUAGUAAACAGCAACUGUACUGAUGUGAUUCCUUAACUUGUAGCUCUGUUAUCAGGUCAAAUUUUAAUUUGUCUUGUUCUUUUGUUGAUGACACCCAUGUUUGCUUUGCACACAGUAUUCAUGAUGAGAUAUAUUGAUAAUGCUUUAAUUAUGCAUUACUUAUUUGCUGCCAUAAUAAGAGUAGAAAUAUUUUGCUGUACCUUGAUCUUUCUCAUCUUCUACUUUAAUCACAUUUGGUGCCAUCGGAGACGACUGUUUAUCCCUUGUUACUGGAGAUGACCGAGGUUCUGGAUGAAGCAGACUCUCUGAUUCAUCCUAAGAAAAAAAAUAGAAAACCUCUCACAUAUUACUAGACAUGCUCAGUGACAAGACAAAGUGAACUAUUUAGUGUCCUGGAAUGUCACAAAUAUCAACAAGCACAAUAUUUCUGAGCUGAUGAGACAGUGUUAUUGAUAAUGAUACAAUAUUCAACAACUCACAGAAUAAAGGAGUGUUUCAUCA